This is a messenger RNA of Linepithema humile (Argentine ant), 1879 nucleotides long. RefSeq lists its product as uncharacterized. Lineage: Eukaryota; Metazoa; Arthropoda; Insecta; Hymenoptera; Formicidae. Gene Ontology annotation, biological process: DNA catabolic process. Gene Ontology annotation, cellular component: cytoplasm. The record is from RefSeq and is a predicted model, not a curated record. Gene Ontology annotation, molecular function: 3'-5'-DNA exonuclease activity; nucleic acid binding.
UCGUAGUCCUGGAUGCACCUUCUUUUUUUACUAUGAUUGUAUUAUUCACAAUCUUAUCAGUGACAAACAAUGCAAUGUGCUUACAGCAUAUUACAAGGAUGUCCCGGAUUUUUAGAACGCAUGCGAUUUUAUAAUUUUGCGUUACAUCACAUUAUGUUCUGCAUGAGAUUUCCAUAAGUGGAGGAUUAUGACAGACAUAGCAUAGAAAAGAUUGAUUUAAGUUCAAGAAAAUUAAUUUAACACAAUGGAGAUUCAGACGUUCACAUUCUUUGAUUUGGAGACAACUGGUCUGAUUCAAGGAAAAGUCAUGCCAAAAAUUACAGAAAUUGCUUUAGUCGCCGUUAAGAGAGAAUCGAUAUAUAAUUGCAGCAAAAAUUCUCUACCCAGGAUCUUGCAUAAACUGGUACUUCCAAUUAAUCCACAAAAAAUCAUACCACCACGUGUAGAGGACAUGACAAAGUUAUAUAAUGAGGAUGUGCAAUUACUGCAGCCUUUUGAAUGCGGAAUUUAUGAAUUAAUAAUGUACUUUCUGCAGCGUUUAACGCCACCAAUUUGUUUUGUUGCACACAAUGGCAAUAGAUUCGAUUAUCCGAUAUUCUUAUGGGAACUGGAAUGUAUUAAUAAGAUUUUUGACGACAGAAUUCUCUGCAUCGACACAUGGCCGAUGUUUCAAGAAUUCUUCGAUAAACGCGAUGCAGAACCGAAGGUAAUUCAGGAUUUGUUGAACGACGAGUUCAAUGACUCGCUCUCCACGUUGGAUGUAGACGUGCCGAUGAGAAAGGAAAGAAUCAACGUCCUUGUCAAGACGAUGCCUACUUUGCAAGCAAUACCUUCCUCUAACGAUAGAUAUACCGCACUUGCGAACAAUGAGUGGCACGACAUAAAGGAGGAGUACAGUAAUGUUCCAUCACCAAACUCAAGACGCGAGGUCAAUGAAAAAACACCAGUGAAUCAAUUAAUCAGGCCACAGGAUGCCUCGAGUACCGUAAUCAAGCGAUUCAAGAAGAAUCCGAGAAAAAAAUUAAAUUUUGGAUAUGAAAGACCAUUUGAUAUGAAGCUAAACUCUAUUCAUAACUACAUGUUUGGUGUGAAUUCACCGCAACAGCACUCAGCCGAAGCCGACUGCCUUGCCAUGCUACGCUGUGUCACCAAUAUUGCCGGCUUCUUUGUUGAAUGGUCGGAUAAUAAUGCAAUUCCAUUGGUUUAUUGCAAAAAAAAAGUAUAAUGUGAUAAACGUUAUAUAAAUUGAUAAAAAAACUGAUGAGCAAAAUAGGAUAAUAUGAAAUAUAAAAUGAGUAUGCAUGGUUGUUGCGAAUUACAAUGUAAUGUAAAAUUAUCGAGAUUCCUUUUGACAAAUUUAUAAUAUUGGAAUCUGUUGUUAAAGGUCUAUUUUUAAAAGAAAAAAAAGAACAAACAAAAAAAGGCUGUUUUAUGGAAAUACUUGUAUUAGGGAAAUUGUUAAAAAAUGACUGAGCUAUGUUAAGCUGUUUAAGCUUAUUUUAAUUGCUUAUGCUGUUAAAGCACAAGAAAUAUUUUAAUCACUAUAUAGUAUUUUGUGAAGUACCUUUUAAGAAUGUUUUAAUUAACAAUAAUAAUAGUUGCUGUAAUCUUAUUAACAACUUGAUAUUACAAUCGUAACAAACAGUUUUUCUAUGUACUUAUUUUUGUAGCAUGUAAAUUUGUGUUCUGCAUUUUGCACAUUAGUCUACAGGCAAAGAUGUAAUUGUGUAACAUGUUAUUUUUUAAUUUAUGUAACCAACUAACUUUAUUAUAAUAACUGAAAAUUAAAGUAUAACACUGCAAUAUUAGUUUUUAUAUUGUGAUAAAUAAAUAGUAAGAUCAAGUACAAUUUUUAAGUACUUGGUUUUGUUUAUAGCUA